AUGACUAUUGCUGACUGGAAGUCGGAGUCGGUUUGUGCUGCAAAGUUGAAGGGAAAGCUGAACGGAAAAACGCCAACUGGGGAAGCAUCAGGAGAGGUGAACUGGUGUGCGUUUCCAAGGAAGAUGACACAGCAACGCCACGUGGAGCUGAGUUGGAAACAAAUCUUUGCCACUUAUUGCUCUGUUCAGCAAUACGAUCAUCAUGAUCCUUCAUCUUUCACUUCUAUCAUGACGAAUAAUGUCUCCUUCGCGUCAAGCUCUGCUGCUUCAAACCCUAACUGCGACAUUACUGCUUCGCUUGAGCAGGCUCCGGGCAACUCCAGUGGCACGGUGUUUUCCAGCGAGCAUGAAGGCACCAUGAAACCAUCAGCAGGUGGCGACAGGGCUGAUAAUAAUGUUAGUAGUAAGGCAGAUUCUGUGGCGCGUGAAAGGAACGCGCCGCCUAGAUGGAGGAAUUACAGAGGUGUAAGGCGUCGGCCGUGGGGGAAGUUUGCAGCUGAGAUCCGGGAUCCGAAGAGGAACGGAGCAAGAACGUGGUUAGGGACAUAUGAGACGGAAGAGGAUGCAGCAUUGGCUUAUGAUAGAGCUGCUUUUAAGAUGAGGGGUAGAAAAGCCAAGCUCAAUUUUCCACACCUCAUUGGGUCGGAAUCGCGGCCAGAGCUACCGGAAAGAUUAGUCAGCGAGACGACACGGCAGUGCCACUCGCCGGAAUCUUCAUCGCCGUCAGUGUGCGCAUCUGAGGAUAACGGUGGAUCUCAAGGAUCAAGUAGUAGGAAGAAGAGGCUGACUAGUCUGUUGAAUAAAUUAGCAACAAAUAGAGGCCAAGGCAGAAGCUUGAAAUAA
Molecule: messenger RNA, 843 nt
Organism: Neltuma alba
Lineage: Eukaryota; Viridiplantae; Streptophyta; Magnoliopsida; Fabales; Fabaceae
Product: ethylene-responsive transcription factor 2-like
Exons: 2
Coding region: 1-843 (280 amino acids)
Biological process (GO): regulation of DNA-templated transcription; ethylene-activated signaling pathway
Molecular function (GO): DNA-binding transcription factor activity; DNA binding
Source: RefSeq, a predicted model, not a curated record